AUGUUUUUUCCUCUUUUUCUCAUUGCAGCACCUCCUCUUUUCAUCUCACUCUUUCUUUUUCUCUCCCUCUCUCUUUUUCCCUCUUUCUCUUUUUGUCUCUUUCUCUUUUUAUCCUUCUCUCUUUAUUCUCCCUCUCGCCCUCCCUUUGUUUUAUCUCUCUCGCCCUCCCUUUGUUUUCUCCCUCCCUUUGUUUUCUCCCUCCCUUUGUUUUCUCCCUCCCUCUGUUUUCUCCCUCUCUCUGUUUUCUCCCUCCCUUUGUUUUCUCCCUCUCGCCCUCCCUUUAUUUUAUCCCUCUCGCCUUUGUUUUCUUCCUCUCUUUGUUUUAUCCCUCUCACUCUCAUACUUUUUCUCUCUCCCGCUGGUUUUUAUCUCUCUUUCUCUCUUGUUUUCUCCCCCAUCUGUCAUUUCUCAUUACUCUUUUUCCUAUUUCCUCUUUCACUCUUAGACCCUCCCCCACUAGCCCUAACCCUUCCCACUUGUUUUACCUCUUUUUCACCAUUCUUUCUUCAUUUCAAUCACCUUCUUCUCUCCUCCUCCUCUUCCUCCAUCCUCUGUCUACUUUCCUCUUCAUUUUCAUCACUUUCUCUCCCUCCCUUCACUACUUACACUUUCCCUCCCACCUUCUCAUUAUUUCUUUGUCCUUCUCAGGCUUCUCCUUACUUCUUCUCCAUUGUGCCAAAUAGGAAUGCCACUCCAUGCACAAAGACAAAUUGGGGAUUCACUCCUCUUUCUCACUGCCUUAACGACUGCUACUCGGCCCUUCAACCAGCCAACCAAAUGGCAGUUUCAAAUUGUUCCAUGCCAAUUUUUUUCUUCAACCUCCAACUCAUAUUAAUCACACCAGGAAUCUUUCUUGAUUCUGAAUAUAUUUAUAUUGAUAUCGUUUAUGAUAACAUUGAUGACGAUGACAACUUGAUAUGA
Acanthosepion pharaonis is the source of this 921-nucleotide messenger RNA. NCBI's taxonomy places the organism in Eukaryota, Metazoa, Mollusca, Cephalopoda, Sepiida, Sepiidae. The record is from the annotation of a GenBank genome assembly.